Pisolithus orientalis is the source of this 2413-nucleotide messenger RNA. Its product is annotated as P-loop containing nucleoside triphosphate hydrolase protein. Gene Ontology annotation, molecular function: nucleic acid binding; ATP binding. NCBI's taxonomy places the organism in Eukaryota, Fungi, Basidiomycota, Agaricomycetes, Boletales, Pisolithaceae. Gene Ontology annotation, cellular component: mitochondrion. Bases 28 to 2199 code for a protein of 723 amino acids. The record is from RefSeq and is a predicted model, not a curated record. The transcript has 3 exons.
CUCACCCCGAGCCAACCAAUUAUUUGAAUGACGUUGGCGUGGUUCUCGCUGACGAGGUCGUUCAGCAGGACGAGAUGCAGGGUUGGAUCCAGUGGACAGUCGCGCUGGAUGUCGGCGCAGGCUGCCCUUGCGGCGGUCUCACCCUCGGUGACGGCGGAAGCAGCGUCUGAACCGCCUACCUUUCGAUCGUUGAAGGAUAAAAUCUCCAAACAGACUCUCAAAGGACUCACUGUGUCUCCGUUUAACCUCGACCGGAUGACCCACGUGCAGUCUCUUGUCACCGCACUCCUCCCUGACCUUGCCGGUCCUUACGACCCCUCUGCUCCCCCGAACCCGGAUGCUCCUCGUGAUCUACUCGUGCGAGCCCGCACCGGGACCGGUAAAACGCUCGCUUUCCUCAUCCCCGCCAUCGAGCACAGAAUCCGAGCAGUUGACCAACACGUUAAAAACGCGGCUCACGCUUCCGACCCCUCGUCAAUUCUCGCGGGUCGUAUCCGCAAUUCUUUUCGUCGAAGGGUCCCCGGAGCUCUCGUUCUCUCUCCUACACGAGAACUGGCGACUCAGAUUGCAAACGUUGCGCUCAAGUUGACAGAACACCAUAAGGACUUCCAAGUCGGUCUUUUCGUCGGCGGCGAAAGCAAAGGCAGACAGCUAUCCCAAUGGAACAAUGGUUUUCGCGACAUUGUGGUUGCAACGCCUGGCCGUUUACGUGACGUGCUCGAAAACCACUCUGACGUUCGAGAGAGCAUGAAGAGCUGCAACUUCCUCAUUUUGGACGAGGCCGAUACUCUUCUUGACAUGGGUUUUAGAGAUGAUAUCGACGCUAUCGCCAAAUUCUUGGCGCCCCCUCAAACACGGCAGACGUUCCUUUUCAGCGCAACUCUUUCCCGACGAAUCAGGCAAAUUGCUACCUCCCACCUAUCCCACAAUCACCAAUUCCUUGACGCUGCCCCACCUGCUUCUGGGACUGAUCUUUCCAACGUCGAUAAAUUGAAGGAAAAUGCACGCGUGCCUUGGGCAAUAGAUUCGGAUGAUGAACUUGUUACCCAUGCUCACAUACCUCAGUAUUACACCCCUCUCCCGUCCCCUGACGCCCAGAUUCCAGCUCUGCUUCGCCUUAUCGCUCAUGAUCAACUAAUUCACGGCUUUAAGUCCAAGAUAAUCGUAUUCUGCCCUACCACUCACUCUACGGCCUUCUUCUCAACGGUUGUGCGCGAAUUCGCCGCGGAUGGUACCCUUCCUGCCAAGAACACACGCGUCUUUGAAAUGCACUCGAAGCUUACUCAGGCUGCGCGGCAACGUGCAAGCAGGGAGUUCAGAGAGCCUGCUAUCACCUCAGAACAGCGGAAGCACGAUCGGCGACUACAGAAGCGCAAAUUCGCACCGGCUCCUACCAUCUUGGUCACCAGCGACGUUUCUGCUCGUGGUGUUGAUUACCCUCACGUUACUCGCGUUGUUCAACUUGGCAUUCCGAGCACUGAAACGCUUUAUGUUCACCGUGUUGGUCGUACUGGCAGAGGUCUUUCUUCAUCUCCCCUUUCACAUGCACAAGAGGAACCGCCCCAUCGUUCAGAUAUGCUUCUCCUCCCAUGGGAGGCUGGUUACUUCUCCCGGCACCUCCAUCAAUGUCCCGUCAAAGUGCUUCCUCUUGAAACCCUGGAGUCGCAGGUUGCUGCCGUAGCAUCUGCACCGUCACGUCAAUACUCGAAUGUCGCGAUAUAUGAUGCAUCUUCAACUGAGGACAGCCCCGGCUCCAAAAGCAAGGCGGACAACAAUACCAGCGGAGACAAACAACCAGAUUCCUUGUCAACCCGCUUCCGUUCACUUAUCCCUCUCCUUGACACAGAAGCGGUCCGUCAGACAGUCGCCUCACUCCUCGGCCAUUACCUUCCCCUUGCAGGCCCACUACAUGUUUCUGCCCAAAAAGUCCUCUCAGGUCUAAGUGACUGGUCGCGUACGUUCGGCGUCGACAUGGGUCGACCAAGCGAAGCUUGGCUUCGUCGCAUGGGUGUCCGUCUCGAGGAUAGAACUGGCUCCCCGCGGAAGAGGCUUGGAGAUCUAAUUGAUUCUUCAUCGCAAAAGAGAGGACCUCGCAGGUUCCCAGACCAGAGAUUUGACAAGAGCACAAGAGACGGUAAGACUAGCAAGCCGCGAAACAUGUCUUUCCGUUCGUCAGGGGUCCGAAAGAGUAGUUUCUGAUCUGGAUCGGCGGUUCGCGUGUAUUUCCUUCCCUCAGCACGCCCCGCCUCAUCUGAGUGAAGUUAGCACUCCAAUUUAUGGUCACUGGAUAUCUUCCGGUUAGCGCAGAGAGAUGGAUACACGCCAUCCCUAGCAUGCGCCUUGUGCCGCAGUCCCUGGACCUUCUCAGCCCAUCCUUACUAACACCCAAAUCUCACCUCCACGCGUCACCACC